AGUCAGGUUUUAUUCAUAAUUCCUUUCCCAUUGGGUCGCUCCCAAAAGAGCUGUAAUAAAUUGUUUUUCCGGUAGUUUGGAGUUUCUUGAUACUUAUAAAGAGCAUUAUUGACUUUCUCUACUUCGUAUCUAUCACAGAAUUUGUCUUGUGCUUUAAUAUUCUUGUUACAGACGACAUAUCGAAACGUUGCUUAAGUGUUCUAGUGAAAUAAUCGGAAGGCUAGCUUGUUUUGCAUAGAACAGUAACGAUUGCGAGACGAAAAAUGGUGCAUGGUCCACCGCCAACUAUCCAAGAAAAGGCACGGCCUGACAAGGCUUCCGCACGCCCCAGAUACAACGCAACACUCGUGCAAACCCACGGUACUUAUUAUAUCCUCCUGCUAUGAACUAGUGGUCACCUCAUCAACGUCGCUGAAUUUUGUCGUGAUUGAAUAAAUUCGAUGUUUGACUUGUUGUGAGGCCUGCUUUGAUGUGCAUGUGAGAAGAUCGUUCAUUGAUGUAACUACUUGAUCAAAAUCCCAGGGACAAGCAGAAAUAGGAAACUUUUGAAAUUAUUCCUUUUUACAACAGGUCCUUGGUCCGCUCGCAAGUUGCCUGAACGCGCUUUGGUUUUGCAGAAAGAGACUGCUGUUGCAGAGCCGCACAAGCAAACUGGGCUGAAGCGUUUCGACGACCAGAGGCCGAACACUUACGUUUCGGAGCAUAAGUUUAUGAAUUUGAAGAACGCAGUGCAAACUACGUUGGUAGUAGAGCCGCACACCUCUUGGGGAGACACUGUUGAGCGCCACCGCAGUCCCAUCGGCAUGCGGAAUAUCGAGAACGGACGCGAAGACCUGAAACUCGCGGGAAGCGAGAUCACGGGAGCCCGCAUUGAGCCUUUUGGAGAACCUGUCGGCGUGCCCUUUGGCUACCCCACGUUGCUGCAAUGCGGCGAGCCGAGAAACGUCAAGUACUUGGAUCCCCAGCCGGACUUCUUCGAGUACACCAAUGGAGGACACAUUCCACCGAAGAUCACAACGGUAAUUAUAACGAUUCUAUGCUUCCACAGUACUUGUAGAUAUCAAUGUAGUGGCUUCUUGAUAAGUCUCUUUUGGGAGUUAAUCUGGAUCAAUCAAUCUCGUUAGAAUAAGUAUCCAUCUAGUUGUCUAGUGUGCAUGUCGAGUUUUUGUGACACUUGCUGCUUGAGCAGGUCAUCGAUCUUGAUGGGAAGCUUGAUCUAUGAUCUUUCUUUAAAUAGUAAACAACAAAUCAAUAAAGGUUCCGCGUUCUGCGCACCGUUCCCUUGCUGGUUUAUAUGACGAGCGGACGUUGCGGCAGCGCGCUCGCAUCGACUUGUACCAGAGCACGCCGUCUGGGGACAAGCUUGCGAACCAGAUGCGCAGUGUGGAGAGCCAGCACCGCCACCUGCUAGCCCGUCGCCAGUGGUUCUCUCGCGAUCCCCGCAAGAACAACGUCUGGCCUAACGGAAAGUUCCGCCAUUUUGGUAUGCUCUCGGACACUGAAGUCCGGUCUGCCUCCUGCAACGCGCGCAUCCACGAUUCGUGCUGGAAGCAUCGCCUGCCGUUUUUGGAGAUUACACAGCAGAGCGUUCGCAAUCCUGCGCAGGCACAAUUCGACGAUCACGCGCAAAGGCUCUUGACCGACGUGAGAGGAUACUCAAGAGCCAUUCCCGUUCGCGAACGAAGUGCGCCGGUUAUGUGAUACCCGAGAGCAUAGAACAAAAUCUUUAUACAAGGAGGUAAAAAGAGAAUGGAAUCUACUUUGUGAUGUCAAAUAUGCGACACCAUUUAGGCAUACGGGAAGAAACGUCAUAGAUUGACUUCAUUUCAUAUACUGUUGAUUUCAUAUAAUAUUGAUAAUGUAUUUUUUUUGAUUAUGUGAACCUGCACGGGGAACAUCUUUUUUACUGGUAAAGAACUCAAUGUAUUUUAAGGACAUAAUGAAAAGGAGGCAUUUGCUGAUGCUUUUUCUGGGACUCAUAUCAUAACUUCGAUGCUAACAUAACAUAACUAAAAUUCGUAAUUUCUGCGUAACAAGAACAUAACAUUCAACACAAUAAAAUACUGUAUAUUCUCUUUGGUACCUUUCUCAUGAACUUCUAAACUCAAAUUGAUUGCUAAAAAAUAGCAUUCAUCUGGGCGUCCUUCACAUAGUGCUACUUGUAUUUUUUUCUCAUUGGAAAAGAACAUUUGGUAAUUUCAUAUCGGGACUAAAUGGUCGAGUAUGACCACGACAUCAUAGAACAAAGCAUUUGACGAAAGUAUAUCGAUAAUUAAGGACUAGAUAAGGAGGCAACACUGAAGGAGGUCGGUUCAAUGACAACCUCCGCUGCACAGAAAAUUCAAACUUUUAGAUUGCAGGACCUGCAGAUGCAAGAAAGAAAACAAAAUGUGGACUAAAAAACAAAUACAAAAAAAGAAAAGAAAAGAUGGCGCGUCAUGCCUAUACGCUUACCUUGCCGCAGGUGAGCCAACUCCUACGCAGGUAGGUUUUGACUUAUUGGAACUCGCUCGCACUACAAAAAAAAAGGAAACAACUCAACCUGUUGAAUUGAACUCAGAAAACCUUCAGCUUUGCUUGUGGAAAAGCUUAAACUACUUGCUCCAUGUCCGCCCAGUGCUUCAAAUAUCAUUCAAGCAAGUUGGCAAAGUUCAGCAUAUUUCAUUCGCCAAUGAGGUCGCUCUUGCGCCCCCGACGGAUCCAAGUCACGUCCGCAAGAACAU
Amoebophrya sp. A25 is the source of this 2723-nucleotide messenger RNA. The record is from the annotation of a GenBank genome assembly. NCBI's taxonomy places the organism in Eukaryota, Dinophyceae, Syndiniales, Amoebophryaceae.